Molecule: messenger RNA, 2119 nt
Organism: Brassica oleracea var. oleracea
Lineage: Eukaryota; Viridiplantae; Streptophyta; Magnoliopsida; Brassicales; Brassicaceae
Exons: 9
Coding region: 93-1886 (597 amino acids)
Molecular function (GO): protein binding
Source: RefSeq, a predicted model, not a curated record
ACCCAAAAUCAAACGCCUCUCCAGUCCUGGGGAAGAAAGAGAAAAAGGAAAGAGGAGAGAGAGUGAGAAAGAAGCGGAGAGGAGAGGAGAAAAUGGGUGAGGUAGCAGAAACAGUGACGAGGAAGAAGAAAGGUAGGCCAUCUCUUCUAGACCUUCAGAAGCGAGCCAUCAAACAGCAACAACUACAAAAGCUCCACGAUGACCAUAGAUCCGCUCCCAAAAACCCUAAUUCCCUCAACUCCGGAAGCCGAUCCAAGCGCCGGAACCCUAAUCGAAACAGAGUCUCUUCCGAUGACGACGGAGAAGAGGAAGACGACGACGAGCGGCGGGAGAAGAAACACAGACUAUUACGCGGAUUGAACACUCACUCUCGUCGACAUUCUCCUAAUUCAAAAUCUGGUGGCGCUGCUCACGGAUCUGGAUACACGGGAGAAAAGGCUUCAGACAUUCUUCAAGGGUCUCCCGUUGAGUCUGGUCCCACUACACCUUUGCCAGACAAAAAGUUGUUGGCCUUCAUCCUCGAUAGACUUCAAAAGAAAGAUACUUAUGGCGUUUACUCUGAUCCUGUUGAUCCUGAGGAGCUUCCUGAUUAUCAUGACAUUAUCGAGAAUCCUAUGGAUUUUAGCACACUCCGGAAUAAAUUAGACUCUGGAGCUUAUGCCAGUUUAGAACAAUUCGAGGGAGAUGUGUUUUUAAUAUGUUCAAAUGCGAUGGAAUACAAUUCAGCAGACACUGUAUAUUAUCGACAGGCACGGGCUAUACAAGAACUGGCGAAAAAGCACUUCGAGAAUUUGAGGCAAGACAGUGAUGACGAAGAACCACAAACCCAACAACAACAACAGCACCACCAGCACCAGCUAAAAGUUUCUGAAAGAGGGCGUCCGCCAAAGAAACAGCCUGAACCAUCUUGCUUAGACCGUACUACUUCUGAAAUUUCAGCUGAUGAUGCGCUCAAUCCUGGAGGAGAUAGCUCUAGCAAGUUUUCUGGUGCUUACAAUCUAAGAAGGACAUCGGUUAGGAUCAAUCAUGACAGUGAAACCCAAAGUGGCUGUUCGCAAGAUUGGGAGAACGAGUUUCCACCUUCGGUUGUCAAGGCUGUUAACAAGUAUGGUUUGAAACAUUUCGAUGUCGAUGAUAACAGACGCGAAACCUACAACCACCUCUCAACUUCUACACAAGAGCCGUGGGUUUUGACAACGCUUGAAGACGAGUUAAAACAGUUGAUUCCAGUUGGGCUUAACACUGAGUACGGUUACACGAGGAGCCUGGCACGAUACGGUGCGAAUCUCGGUCCUCUUGCCUGGAAAUUUUUAUCAAGAAGAAUUGAAACCGCUUUGCCCGCUGGAAUCAAGUUUGGUCUAGGUUGGGUUGGAGAGGAUGAUCCUUCAAAACAAACGCUAUUAGUGUGGUCGUUGGGAAAACAGAAGUGUUCAAAUGAUCAUUCAGAUAGAGUCAUGUCUCCAACAGCUUCAGUCUCAAGCGCUUUCAUAGGAAACAGACAUUCUUCUUCUCAAGGAAUCAAAGAGACUGCACCUGCUCGUGUCUUGAAUCGAGAAACUGAGUUCCCAUCCUCCUCCUCCUCCUCUCGCCAGCCAGGACAGCCGAUCAAGCCUGAGAGCAGCAACGGUCUAAUCCGUGGUUUCAGUGGAUUCAGCCAAAGUCCAAGUCCGAUGAUGGGAAUCACGAGACAGCAACAACCAAACUUAACCAACGAGGCCAAACCGGGCGGGCAACAACAAGGGUUGUUGUUUCCUUAUAACAGACAGGAGUUCCACCGGUUUCCACUGGACCUUAACGCUAGGCUUGUGUCACCAAACUCUCCCGGCUCCAAUCAGCAGACUUGUUCGUCCUCUUCGCAGCAUCCGGAUCUGGCACUACAGCUCUGAAUAUGAAUGGAUCUUUGGAUGAGGGAGAAAAAGAAGGCAUUUUCCAUUGGCUAAUCCCAAUCAUAUGUUAUCUGGUAUGAAAAUCACUUGUGGGGGGGGAGGUCAUGACCUAUUUGUUGUGAACUUGUGACAUGAAAAUAUAUAUGGGACAAGUGUCUCUAUUGUACAGAUUGUUGGAACAUCCUUAUUUUUAGGGUAUUAAGAGAGAAUGAACAAAACAACAAAAGAUGUCU